AUGAAUUUAAAAAAUAAUCCUGAAAAUUCCUUGAAAGUCUUGGUAAAUGAAUCAAAGGAUUUGAAACAAAGUAAAAUGAAGUACGAUGAUGAAAAUCAAUUGCUACUCUCCUUUUUAUUGAAUGAAAUAGGUAGUAAGGAUUUAGAUAAUUUAAGAGAACUAUUAGCAGGACGAAAACUUACUGAGAUAUUAAGUGAAUUAAAUGAUCGAAAGCAAGAAAUUCUAAUCUUAAAUUAUGAUUUAAAAAUACAAAGAGAGGAAUCAUCAAAGCUAAGUUGUCAAUUAGCAUAUUUUCAAGAAAAGGAUAAAGUACGAGAAGAAGAAUUUAAAACCAAGCAAAAAACUAAUAACAUUUUAGAAGAAAAAAUGAGUAAUUUAGAAGAAGAAGUUGGAAAUCUAGAAGUAGAAGUCAAUACCAAACAAAAAACCUUAAAUGUUUUGGAAGAAAGGAUUAAACUGCGCGAAAUUGAAACUCAGACCAAGCAAGAUAUAAUUAAUAACUUAGCUGAAAAGGUUAGAGAACGAGAAGAAGUCGUCAAAUCCAAGCAAGAAACUAAUAACAUUUUAGAAGAAAGGAUUAAGCAGCAAGAAAUAGUAGUUAAAGCCAAGCAAGAUAUAAUUAAUAACUUGGCUGAAAAGGUUAGAAAACGAGAAGACGACGUCAAAUCCAAGCAAGAAACUAAUUUUAUUCUAGAAGAAAAGAUUAAGCUGCAAGAAAUUGAAACUAAAGCCAAGCAAGAAAAAAUUAACGAUUUAGAACAAAAUUAG
This is a messenger RNA of Funneliformis geosporum, 768 nucleotides long. NCBI's taxonomy places the organism in Eukaryota, Fungi, Glomeromycota, Glomeromycetes, Glomerales, Glomeraceae. The record is from the annotation of a GenBank genome assembly.